AUGUCAACGGCUGCUGUUGCAACGCCGCAUGAUCAUUUUGAGAAAGACUCAGCGUUUGAGCAGCUCUUGAAGCCAGUUUACAAGGGCAAGAAGCUGACUGAUGAGAUCAACACGGCGGAGGAUAAAUGGAACCUUUUGCCGGCAUUUCUGAAAGUAAAGGGACUGGUAAAGCAACAUUUGGACUCUUUCAAUUACUUUGUUGAUGUGGACCUUAAAAAGAUCAUCAAAGCUAAUCAGUUGAUACUUAGUGACGUUGACCCAGAGUUCUAUUUGAAGUAUGUGGACAUCAGAGUUGGCCACAGAUCGACUUCUUCAUCCAAAGACUACAUUGUUCCCCCACACGAGUGUAGAUUGAGAGAUAUGACGUACUCCGCUCCAGUGUAUGUUGACAUUGAAUACACCAGAGGGAGAAAUAUCAUCAUGCAUAGAGAUGUGGAAAUCGGAAGAAUGCCAAUUAUGCUUAGAUCAAACAAAUGUAUUCUAAAUGGUGCUUCUGAAAAGGACAUGGCAAAAAUUAAUGAGUGCCCUCUUGAUCCAGGUGGUUACUUUAUCGUCAACGGAACUGAGAAAGUCAUUCUGGUGCAAGAACAAUUGUCUAAAAAUCGUAUCAUUGUCGAGGCAGAUGAAAAAAAGGCCAUUGUUCAAGCCUCGGUCACAUCUUCCACACAUGAAAGAAAAUCUAAAACUUAUGUCAUUACUAAAAAUGAUAAAAUAUACCUUAAGCAUAACUCCAUUGCUGAAGAAGUUCCCAUUGUCCUUGUACUCAAAGCAUGCGGCAUUGUGUCUGACCUUGAAAUAAUGCAGUUGGUAUGUGGUAACGAUAGCAGUUAUCAGGACAUUUUUGCAGUUAACUUCGAAGAGGUCGCAAAGAUGAAAAUAUACACACAACAGCAGGCGUUAGAGUACAUUGGUUCUAAGGUAAAAACUGUUCGGCGUCAAAAACUCUCAACUUUGCAAGAGGGUAUCGAAGCCAUAGCCACGACUGUUAUUGCACACCUGACGGUCGAAGCACUUGACUUCAGGGAAAAGGCGCUAUACAUAGCCGUAAUGACAAGAAGGGUUGUCAUGGCGAUGCACAACCCUAAGAUGGUCGAUGACAGAGAUUAUGUUGGUAAUAAAAGACUAGAACUGGCAGGUCAGUUGAUGUCUCUGCUUUUCGAAGACUUGUUCAAGAAAUUUAACAAUGACUUUAAAGCCAACAUCGACAAAGUUCUAAAAAAGCCAAACAGAGCCAUGGAGUAUGACGCUUUGCUUUCAAUCAAUGUGCACUCCAAUAAUAUUUCAAGUGGUUUGAAUAGAGCAAUUUCAACAGGAAACUGGUCUUUGAAGAGAUUUAAGAUGGAAAGGGCAGGUGUAACACAUGUAUUGAGUAGACUCUCAUACAUCUCAGCAUUAGGUAUGAUGACAAGAAUAUCAUCUCAGUUCGAGAAAUCCAGAAAGGUUUCAGGCCCAAGAGCUUUACAACCCUCCCAAUUUGGCAUGCUGUGUACUUCUGAUACUCCAGAAGGUGAAGCCUGCGGUUUAGUGAAAAACUUGGCACUUAUGACACAUAUCACAACUGAUGACGAAGAAGAGCCCAUAAAAAAGCUUUGCUUUUUGCUAGGUGUCGAGUGUAUCAAUGUUGUUGAUAGCGACUCUCUUCACCUCAACUACUGUGUUUACCUAAAUGGUACCAUUGUAGGCGUUAUUAGGUUUCCCACAAAAUUCGUCUCUCAUUUUAGAAAUCUAAGAAGGUCAGGCAAAGUUUCCGAGUUUAUUUCCAUCUACACCAACUCUCAUCAGAAAGCAGUUCACAUAGCGACAGAUGGUGGUAGAAUCUGCCGACCUCUGAUUAUCGUCAACGAAGGCAAAUCUCUCGUCACUGCCCAACACUUGAGACAGCUGCUCGAUGGUCACUUGCAGUUUGACGACUUCUUAAAACUAGGUUUGGUUGAGUACCUGGAUGUCAAUGAAGAAAAUGAUUCUUUCAUUGCGUUGUACGAAAGAGACCUCGAACCAAGAAUUACUCAUCUCGAAAUCGAACCAUUCACUGUGCUUGGUGCAGUGGCAGGUUUGAUUCCCUACCCUCACCACAAUCAAUCUCCUCGUAACACUUAUCAAUGUGCAAUGGGUAAACAAGCAAUUGGUGCAAUUGCAUACAACCAAUUCAAGAGAAUCGACACUUUGCUGUACCUCAUGAUUUAUCCCCAGCAACCCAUGGUGAAAACGAAAACAAUCGAGCUGAUUGAUUAUGACAAACUUCCCGCUGGACAAAAUGCCACUGUUGCAGUCAUGUCGUAUUCGGGUUAUGAUAUCGAGGAUGCUCUGGUUCUAAACAAAUCUUCAAUUGACAGAGGGUUUGGUCGUUGUGAAACGAGGCGUAAGCUGACGACCGUUCUCAAAAGAUAUCCUAAUCAUACGCAAGACAUGGUUGGUGGUAUGAGAGUCGACGAAAGCGGCGAACCCAUAUGGCAACACAAGCCAUUGGGCCCAGACGGCUUGGGAGAAGUCGGCAUGAAAGUUGAAAGUGGCCAAAUUUACGUCAACAAGUCGGUUCCCACGAACGCUUCGGACAGCGUCCUAACUCAAUCACAAGCUCAGUACAGAGAAACCCCAGUUGUUUAUAGGGCUCCAGAGCCUUCUCACAUCGACCAGGUGAUGAUGUCAGUUUCUGAAAAUGACCAGGCUCUCAUCAAAGUGCUUUUGAGGCAAAAUAGAAGACCAGAACUUGGAGAUAAAUUUUCGUCGAGGCACGGACAGAAAGGUGUGUGCGGUAUCAUUGUUAACCACGAAGACUUGCCCUUCAACGAUCAAGGUGUUGUGCCAGACAUCAUCAUGAAUCCUCAUGGUUUCCCAUCUCGUAUGACUGUGGGAAAAAUGAUAGAACUUAUUUCCGGAAAAGCAGGUGUCUUGAAUGGAUCAUUAGAAUAUGGUACUUGCUUCGGAGGCUCCAAAUUGGAGAACAUGUCGCAAAUAUUAGUCAACCAUGGUUUUAACUAUUCGGGUAAGGAUAUGCUGUAUUCUGGUAUCACGGGCGAAUGCUUGCAAGCGUACAUCUUUUUCGGGCCUAUUUACUAUCAAAAACUUAAGCACAUGGUCCUCGACAAAAUGCAUGCUAGAGCUAGAGGGCCCAGAGCUGUCCUCACCCGUCAGCCCACUGAAGGUAGAUCUCGUGACGGUGGUUUGAGAUUGGGAGAAAUGGAAAGAGAUUGCGUUAUUGCAUAUGGUGCAUCUCAACUACUUUUGGAAAGAUUGAUGAUUAGUUCUGAUGCCUUCGAAGUUGACGUAUGUAACAAGUGCGGUCUGAUGGGCUACAGUGGUUGGUGCACAUCGUGUAAGGGCGCCGAAAACGUCAUAAAGAUGACAAUCCCCUAUGCUGCUAAGUUGCUGUUCCAGGAACUUCUAUCCAUGAACAUUGCUCCCCGGUUAAAGUUGGAGGAUGUUUUCGAGCAAUAG
This is a messenger RNA of Lachancea thermotolerans CBS 6340, 3435 nucleotides long. It is a transcript of the gene RET1, whose product is annotated as DNA-directed RNA polymerase III core subunit RET1. NCBI's taxonomy places the organism in Eukaryota, Fungi, Ascomycota, Saccharomycetes, Saccharomycetales, Saccharomycetaceae. The coding region runs from base 1 to 3435 and encodes 1144 amino acids. Gene Ontology annotation, cellular component: RNA polymerase III complex. Gene Ontology annotation, molecular function: DNA binding; DNA-directed RNA polymerase activity; ribonucleoside binding. Gene Ontology annotation, biological process: DNA-templated transcription. The record is from RefSeq and is a predicted model, not a curated record. The transcript has a single exon.